This is a messenger RNA of Miscanthus lutarioriparius, 1581 nucleotides long. Lineage: Eukaryota; Viridiplantae; Streptophyta; Magnoliopsida; Poales; Poaceae. The record is from the annotation of a GenBank genome assembly.
AUGGCGGCGCAGGUGGUGGCAGCGGCGGGCACCGCGGUGGCCAGGCCGCUGGGCGACGGAUCUGGGGCCAACGCCGUGCCCCGUGCCGGGGCGAGGAUGCCAAGGGAGAGGUGGGGCGGCGCUGUGGCGGCGAGGGGACGCCGCGAGUCGCAGGUGGUAUCCGUCAUAAGCCGCGCCCCGCGCCCCGAGGCCGAGGUGCUGCCGGUGUCGCCCGACGACGACGCGGUCGUAAAGGAAGAAGCAAACUUCCAGCACCUUAAGGCUAUCCAGCAGCUUGCAACUGCAGCAAAUGGUGUGUGGUCUAAACCAAAUGUAAGGCGCAAGACAAAGAUUGUGUGUACAAUCGGCCCUUCAACUAACACAAGGGAGAUGAUAUGGAAACUUGCUGAGGCUGGCAUGAAUGUGGCUCGGCUUAAUAUGUCACAUGGAGACCAUCGUCACACCAGAAAGUUAUUGAUCUGGGACCAGAAGUUCAAGUGGAGAUUUGCCUCAACCGAUAUUUCUGGAAAGCGGGCAAGAAUUCACUUUUACAAUCAAAAGGGAGUUGGGACUGAUACAUGUGUUAGCGUUAACUAUGAUGACUUUGUUAAUGAUGUUGAAGUUGGCGACAUGCUCCUUGUAGAUGGAGGAAUGAUGUCAUUCUUGGUCAAAUCAAAAACUGAAGAUUCUGUGAAAUGUGAAGUUAUUGACGGUGGUGAAUUAAAAUCUAGGCGCCAUCUGAAUGUUCGUGGAAAGAGUGCAACCUUGCCAUCAAUAACUGAUGCUCAAGUUGUCCAUGAACUCAAGGAUUAUCUAAGAAGUUGCAAUGCCGACAUACAUGUAAUUGUAAAAAUCGAAAGUGCAGACUCCAUCCCAAACCUACAUUCAAUCAUCACAGCAUCUGAUGGGGCUAUGGUUGCCAGGGGUGACCUUGGAGCUGAACUGCCCAUCGAGGAGGUGCCGCUGUUGCAGGUAGAAAUUAUUAGAAUGUGCAGGAGCAUGGGGAAGGCUGUUAUUGUCGCUACAAAUAUGCUGGAAAGUAUGAUUGUUCAUCCAACUCCAACCCGAGCAGAAGUUUCAGACAUUGCUAUAGCUGUCCGAGAGGGUGCUGAUGCAGUCAUGCUUUCUGGAGAAACUGCACAUGGGAAAUUUCCCUUGAAAGCUGUUAAGGUCAUGCACACUGUUGCCCUGAGAACUGAGGCAACUAUUCCUGGUGGGGAAACACCUGCAGACCUUGGUCAGGCUUUCAAGAACCACAUGAGCGAAAUGUUCGCAUACCAUGCAACAAUGAUGUCAAAUACCCUUCGAACAUCAAUAGUGGUUUUCACCAGGACAGGAUUUAUGGCUAUACUGCUUAGUCACUACCGUCCAUCUGGCACUAUUUUUGCCUUCACAGAUGAGGAGAGAGUUAGGCAACGAUUGGCUUUGUACCAAGGUGUAUGUCCAAUUCAAAUGGAAUUUUCUGAUGAUGCUGAGAAGACGUUUGGCAACGCUUUGUCUUAUUUGCUGAAACAUGGUAUGGUUAAGGACGGUGAGGAGGUUGCACUCGUUCAAAGUGGUAACCAGCCCAUCUGGAGAUCACAAUCAACACACAACAUUCAG